GCUACAGCUCAUUGCAUGCUCCAGAGAGUAGCGCAUAAUUGCUCUGUCGGCGGAUAACUCAAGUUCAACCAAGUGAGUUUCCAAAGCAGAGUUGAAGACCAAAGACAUCAAAUUUCUACAUUGCCUCCACCACCUCUCACUCUCUUCCUAUAUACUCUCUCUCUGCUCUACAUAAAUUCUCUCCCACUCACUCACUCACUCACUGUGAUUUCACACACACACACUCUCUCUCUCUCUCUCUCUCUCUCUCUCUCUCUCUGCUUCGCAGAUUCUCUCACUAGUCACUAGAACUGUGGGGGGAGUGGAGGGAGAGAGAACUUCAAAUACCAUAUACCCACUGGAGGGCUCAUCUCUCUAAAGCUUUCACACCAUUCUGUCCCAUUUUCAGGGUUGAGGGAGUUAAUUGCGACAAUAUCAUGGAAUCUAAGCAUAAUUCUUCAGGAAACAGAACAAGAAGCACGAUAUCUAUAUUCGUUGUUAUUGCUCUGUGUUGUUUCUUCUACCUUCUUGGAACAUGGAAAAAGAGUGGUUUUGGAAAAGGAGAUAGCAUAGCAUUUCCAGUAACCAAGCAGACAGAUUGCAGCAAUGUCUUUACUAAUUUGAACUUUGAAACACAUCACAAUAUUGAGGAGAUAGUUGAACCCUCUGAACCUAAAGCCAAAGAGUUCAAGCCUUGUGAUGUUAAGUAUGCUGAUUAUACUCCUUGUCAAGAGCAAGACCGAGCAAUUAAAUUCCCCAGGGAAAGGCAUUGUCCACCAGAAGAAGAAAAAUUGCAUAUUGUUAUUCCAGCCAUAAAGGAUAUGACUCCUUUCCCCUGGCCUAAAGGCCGUGACUAUGUCCACUAUGCCAACGUCCCUUAUAAAGGCCUGACAGUUGAGAAAGCUGUUCAGAACUGGGUGCCGUUUCAGGGAAAUGUUUUCAAAUUUCCAGGUGGAGGAACAAUGUUCCCCCAAGGCGCUGGUGCAUAUAUUGAUGAACUCGCAUCAGUUAUUCCGAUUUCAGAUGGCUCUGUCAGGACAGCAUUGGAUACUGGUUGUGGUGUAUAUUUGCUUACCAAGCAUGAUACAUGUAAUGUAUUAGCCAUGUCCUUUGCACCACGGGAUAAUCAUGUAGCACAAGUGCAGUUUGCAUUGGAGCGAGGUUUACCUGCUGUUAUCGGUGUGCUUGGAUCAAUUCGUCUUCCAUACCCAUCUAGGGCCUUUGAUAUGGCUCAGUGCUCUCGGUGUUUAAUUCAAUGGACUGCAAAUGAUGGGAUGUACCUAAAAGAAGUUGAUCGGGUCCUUAGACCUGGUGGAUAUUGGAUCUUGUCUGGACCUCCAAGUAAUUGGAAGACAUACUACAAAACGUGGAAGCGGUCUAAGGAGGAUGUCCAGACAGAGCAAAGACAAAUUGAAGCACUAGAUGAAAGUCUUUGCUGGGAGAAAAUGUAUGAGAACGGAGAUAUGGCUAUUUGGAAGAAAAAAGUUAAUACAAAAUCCUGCAAAAGCAAGUGUGUCAAUGUAUGCCAGACAGAGGAUGCUGAUGAUGUCUGGUACAAGAAAAUGGACACAUGCGUAACCCCCUCUCCUGAGGUUACCAAUGCAAAUGAAGUAGUAGUGGGGGCGUUGAAGUUUCCUGCGAGGCUUUAUGCAGUCCCUCCUCGAAUAGCUAAUGGUUUAGUUGACAGAGUUACUACUGAAUCUUACCAAGAGGAUAAUAAACUUUGGAAAAAGCAUGUAAAUACUUGCAAAAGAAUCAACAACUUGAUUGUCACUACCAGAUAUCGGAAUGUCAUGGAUAUGAGAGGCCUUGGAGGAUUUGCAGCAGCCCGAUCACGAAAAUCUUGGGUUAUGAAUGUUGUGCCUACAAUUGCAAAGAACGCUUUAGGUGUUAUUUAUGAGAGAGGUCUCAUUGGCAUUUAUCAUGACUGUUUCCUCCGGGGCUUGUUAAACGAACGGCGAGAUUCCCACGGCGCCAGCCCAAAUGGAAAUCGACGGCCCCAAACGAAUCCCGAAGACCGAAGCCGUGCAUCCCAUGGCUGCCCCCCAACCAGCCCAACCAAGCUGGUUCGAAGCUGACGAUCGUUCUG
Messenger RNA from Prunus mume (Japanese apricot), 2068 nucleotides. The record is from RefSeq and is a predicted model, not a curated record. Lineage: Eukaryota; Viridiplantae; Streptophyta; Magnoliopsida; Rosales; Rosaceae.